GAGACGACUACUGUUAUACACAUCAAGCAAUCGUCAAAUGCCUCCGGUAACAAAAUUCCUAUUCCAUUCCAAAUACCAAGCAAAACUCUACAUACAUAUAUAUGGUAUCAUAUCCUAAAUCAAGCAAUAUCACAAAAAGAACUUCUCAAUCAUCCCCAACAAGUGGUCUUCCACCUCUUCCAGCUCCAGCAACCGGUCUACCUGCUCCAGCAGCCCCCACAAUUGGUCUUCCUCCACCAAACCACCCUCCCAUUCCCCCUCCAACCCCCGGCGGAGGUCCCGCUCCUCCAACUACAGGCCUUCCCGCUCCCCCCACUCCUACAACAGGUCUACCUCUCCCUGCUCCUCCAAUGACCGGUCUCCCUAUUCCCGGUGGCGGUGGAGGAGGCUGUGGCGAACCUGCCGAAUCUGAUUCCGACACUGAACUCGAAGAAUAAUCACUAUAGUAAGCUCUUCUCCUCGAAAGUCUAAAUAUAAAAAAGGCGACAAGUAUCAAAGCGAAUACUAGUAAGAUCACUAUGAGAGCUAUUGCA
Botrytis cinerea B05.10 is the source of this 533-nucleotide messenger RNA. RefSeq lists its product as hypothetical. The record is from RefSeq and is a predicted model, not a curated record. Lineage: Eukaryota; Fungi; Ascomycota; Leotiomycetes; Helotiales; Sclerotiniaceae. The coding region runs from base 102 to 437 and encodes 111 amino acids. The transcript has a single exon.